Impatiens glandulifera is the source of this 1269-nucleotide messenger RNA. Its product is annotated as NAC domain-containing protein 92-like. Lineage: Eukaryota; Viridiplantae; Streptophyta; Magnoliopsida; Ericales; Balsaminaceae. Bases 38 to 1042 code for a protein of 334 amino acids. The transcript has 2 exons. Gene Ontology annotation, biological process: regulation of DNA-templated transcription. The record is from RefSeq and is a predicted model, not a curated record. Gene Ontology annotation, molecular function: DNA binding.
UUAAUUGUUUGAUUCUGAAAUUUGAGGUUUAUCAGUGAUGGAGAAUAUUGAUUCUUCUUCUAUUGAAGGAAAGGAGGAAGAAGAGCUGAUGAUGAUGAUGAAUUUGCCGCCGGGAUUCCGAUUUCAUCCAACCGAUGAAGAACUCAUCACACACUACUUAUCAAAGAAGGCUAUGAACAACGAUUUCUCGGUCAUUUCAAUCGGAGAAGUUGAUCUCAACAAGGUCGAGCCAUGGGAUUUGCCUUGGAAAGCGAAAAUGGGGGAGAAAGAAUGGUACUUUUUCUGCGUGAGGGAUAAGAAGUAUCCGACUGGUUUAAGAACGAACAGAGCUACGGAGAAAGGAUACUGGAAAGCAACCGGGAAAGACAGGGAGAUUUUCCGGGGGAAAUUGUUGAUCGGAAUGAAGAAAACUCUGGUUUUUUAUAUGGGUAGGGCUCCUAAAGGAGAGAAAUCGAACUGGGUCAUGCAUGAAUAUCGUCUUGAAGGAGAAGUUCAAAGUCACGAAUGGGUUAUUUGUAGGGUUUUUCACAAGACUGCCGGCGGGAAGAAAAUACCCAUCUCAGAUUUAUUUCCGAUUAAGAAUUCAACUAUCGCCGCCGUUGGAACGCCCAGUCCUCUUCCAUCAUUGACGGAUCAGUCCUCCUCUUCUACUGGUUUCGCGGCUGACGUACCUUGCUUCUCCAACACCAAUCAAUUAGAUAUCAAAGAUUACAUCAUCAAUCGUGAUUUCUCACCAGCACCACCACCGCUGCCGCCACCACCUUCUUACUCAAUGAUGAAUCCGAUCCAACAAUACCCAGAUCAGCCUGUCAUUCAAGAUCGAACCUUCAUGACGAAUUCAGUGAAUUACAACAGACCUAACAAUAACAUGAAACAGACCAUGAAAACAGAGUUUGUGAGCUUGUCUGAUCAGGAUUCAUGCAUGGGCAACGACGACAUCCCGGUGUUGUCGCACUGGGAAACGGGGCGGCGGUCAUUUCAGGGUGCGGAUAUGUCAACUGUGCAAAUGGGUUCCGGUGGCCUUUGGUAUUUUGACCCUUGAUUCAAAUCCAAAACAAAAUGGACGAUGAUCGAAAAUCAUGACCAGCUAUUAUUGUUAUUAUUUUAUUAAAUAUACAAUAUCAAAAUACACAUCAUACAAUGAUACAAGGGGGUGUGAAACAAUUGGCUGUUGAAGAUGUUCCUCUUAUUGAACGUCAAAAUGAGGAUGCGGUUGAGGAUUAAGUUCAAGAUCAUGAUCCAAAACUUAUGAUUGGUUUUAACCGGUGG